This is a messenger RNA of Diorhabda sublineata, 234 nucleotides long. RefSeq lists its product as uncharacterized. Bases 1 to 138 code for a protein of 45 amino acids. The transcript has 2 exons. Lineage: Eukaryota; Metazoa; Arthropoda; Insecta; Coleoptera; Chrysomelidae. The record is from RefSeq and is a predicted model, not a curated record.
AUGCCUGAAGGGAAAAUUGAUGUCGCUGUUAUAAAAGCUUUGGACAGAAAUUUAGCCUCUAAAAAGGACUGUAGGAGAGGAAACUCCGGCAACUACAAAGAACUGCAAGUUCUUACAAGAAUACAUCACGUACCUUAGACUGUUACAAAUACUUCAUCAAUUAGUUAUCAAGAUGGUUGUUACCAUAUUAACUACAGCUCCUAAGGACACCUCUGAUUGGUGCGUCUCUCUCAA